Messenger RNA from Rhinichthys klamathensis goyatoka, 1148 nucleotides. It is a transcript of the gene chp1, whose product is annotated as calcineurin-like EF-hand protein 1. Gene Ontology annotation, molecular function: calcium ion binding. The coding region runs from base 251 to 838 and encodes 195 amino acids. NCBI's taxonomy places the organism in Eukaryota, Metazoa, Chordata, Actinopteri, Cypriniformes, Leuciscidae. The transcript has 7 exons. The record is from RefSeq and is a predicted model, not a curated record.
UUGCUGACGUCACGAGAUCCACUCCGACCUGCCUUUAGCUUAGCCUCUUAAAACUCUUCCUUUUUUCAUCUGGAUUUGGUUUGUAUCGCGCCUAGUCCUGUUGUAAUCCAGAGGCAAGCGGGUCAUUUCUCCGGAUAGACAGUUGCGGAGGCUGACUGCUCAUCUGACAGCCUUCUAGAGCCCUGUGUUUAGAGAUAACGAGUGAUUUUCACGUGUUAGCUCGAGCUGAUCUUCAGGAGAAACAGCAGUCAUGGGCUCCAGAGCUUCAUCUCUACUCAGAGAAGAGGACAUUGAAGAAAUCAAGAAAGAAACUGGAUUCUCGCACAGUCAGAUCACUCGCCUCUACAGCCGCUUUCACAGUCUCGAUAAAGGAGAGAACGGAGCGCUCAGCCGAGAAGACUUCCAGAGGAUUCCUGAGUUGGCCAUAAAUCCUCUCGGUGAUCGGAUAAUUAAUGCCUUCUUCCCAGAGGGUGAGGAUCAGGUGAACUUUAGAGGCUUCAUGAGGACUCUGGCUCACUUCCGUCCUGUGGAGGACAAUGAGAAGAACAAAGUCCUGACACCUGGAGAGCCGCUCAACAGCAGGACCAACAAACUCCUCUUCGCUUUCCGGUUAUACGACCUCGACAGAGAUGACAAGAUUUCUAGAGACGAGCUGCUACAGGUGCUGAGAAUGAUGGUUGGAGUGAAUAUUUCUGAUGAGCAACUUGGAAGCAUUGCAGACAGAACCAUCCAGGAGGCGGACACUAAUGGAGACAUGUGUAUCUCAUUCAAUGAGUUCACCAAGGUGUUGGAAAAAGUGGACGUCGAACAAAAGAUGAGCAUCCGUUUCCUUCACUAAAGACCAAACGUGUUCUGAACUCUUGAGUGGAGAUGAUGCCUAUCAAUAUAGAUAAGACAUGCCCCCGAUUCUUCUUUCUGUGGGACGAUGCGUGCUUGAUAAACAUAAUUGCGUUACUUUAGUUCCAAUCGCCUGUCACUCUUGGGUUGCACUAGACGGAUGGCGUGUCCUGGUGCCUUCACUGUUCUCAAAAGUCACUGCGCCUUUUCUCUUGUGUAUUCAAAUGAAAUUUAUUCCAGAUGGUGAAAUAACUUUCCAGAUGGGGAUUAUUGAUAUUGACAUUGAUGGAUGCUUUUCAUCACCAUCGUAA